AUCCCCAGCCCCACCUUGCUGUUGGGUGUGUGCAUUCGACUAAAUCGCGUUUCAAUUGUUUUUCUUAUUUUUUAUAAUAUUAAUAUUUAUUUUUCUUGGGAACCAAGUGCCUGCGUUCACAAUGCGUAAUUUGGGCAAACAGCAGUCGCAGGAUACAACCGACACGAGUGUGGAGAAGGGCGACUAUCCACGAGCGACAAAUGGAGUUGUUUUUGGUGCAAUUGUGACAUUCGCCAGCUUCUUUGUGCUGAUGAUGUCCUUUUGCUCGCCGUAUUGGAUUGAAUCGUACGAGGAGACACGCAGCAGUUUUAAGAAUAUGGGCCUCUGGCAAUAUUGCUUUAAGAAUUUCGUGUAUCCAAAUUACCAAUUCCCCAAGCAAUUCACCGGAUGCCAUUUGAUAUUUUCCCAUGACUAUUAUGUUAUACGAGAAUAUCUGCUGCCUGGCUGGCUGAUGGCUGUUCAGGGCUUUGUGACGAUGUCCUUUAUCAUUGUGUUCGCUGUACUGACCCUGCUCUCGCUGACGAUCAUUCGCCUGCCUCUCAAGGCUGUGCUGCAAUAUGAGUGGCUUCUGGUGCGACUCUCCUACAUAGGAACAGCCAUAUCAUCUCUGUUCAUGUUUCUGGCGGUGUGCAUAUUUGGUGGGUGCGCCUAUCGUCGCGACUGGUUGAUGUAUCCGAAAUUCAAUGUGCUUGGCUGGUCGUAUGCCUUGGCUGUUGUCACCUUUAUGCUGCUGGGCUUGGCUGCCCUCAUUUUGCAGCGGGAAUCUCGGCAGGCAUACGAGGCGCGUGGCGAACAGAAGAAUCUUGUUAUGCAGAUGGAAAUGCAAGAGCCGGGCUAUCAGCCACCGCGUCAUCAUCACAGUCAAUCCCGCAGCCUGCAGGGUUACAUAUAGUAGUAGUGCCACAAUUCACAUAACUCAACUCAACUCGAACUUCAAUUAAUUCCAUAUAUAUAUUAUUUUUUUUAUUAUCAGACAAUUAUUCUUGAUGCCGUCCUCUCUAUUAUUUACUUUUCACUUGACCUUAAUAUGCUUAUUUGUUCAAUGUUAGCAAAACGGAAUCUCUCCAUAUUUUUAAUAAGUGCCUUGGAAUUUGUAGUGCAAAUUUUGUUAUACUUAUACAUAUUUAGUGUAUCUGUAGAUUUGUAGUGUCUAUAUAUUAUCUAUGCAUCAGAACAGCCGUCCAAAAAUGACACAAACUAAAUAUAUAUAUAUAUAUAUAUCUCCAUCUCUAUUAUACAUACAUAUAUACUAUACUUAAUGUGCAUCAAAUAUACACAUACAUUUUACAUAUUUAUACACUUACAUACAUACACAGAUGCAUGCAUAUAUAGAUAUAUAUAUACACAUAUGUUUAUAUGCGUAUCAGAUCGAAUAUCGAACAAUGUUAACAGCAUCGUAAAUUUGUCCCUUUUUUUACCAAAAUGUAUGUAUAUUAAUAAGAAGAACUUUACACAAAUA
Drosophila grimshawi is the source of this 1459-nucleotide messenger RNA. RefSeq lists its product as uncharacterized. The transcript has 4 exons. Gene Ontology annotation, biological process: regulation of tube size, open tracheal system; septate junction assembly. Lineage: Eukaryota; Metazoa; Arthropoda; Insecta; Diptera; Drosophilidae. The coding region runs from base 122 to 892 and encodes 256 amino acids. Gene Ontology annotation, cellular component: septate junction; membrane. The record is from RefSeq and is a predicted model, not a curated record.